GCGUACACAAGCAUCUAUGUAUUUUUACAUCCCUAUUCUGCUUUUUUAUUUCACGGUCCAAAUACACGGAAAACAGGGCUUGGAUUGGAGGCUUGGUCGAUUCGCACAAACGCAAAUAAAAGCCAUGGAGGUUGCCACCGCCCACGCCCCCGGUGAGAUAAAGUCAGAGUUAACGCCGGCUAGCCCGGUGCCGAGCCAGAAUCCCAAUCAAAAACCGAACCAAGCGCCGGCAACAAACGAAAAUGGUGUACAAACAGGACAAAUAAAGACGGAGAGCUGCGAAUCCACACAUUCCAGUGGGACGGGGAACAUCAAAGUGGAGCGGGGCGAUGAGAAGCCAAAGACCGAAAUGGCUGAGAAAGUAUUGAUUACCAUAUGCAGUGCGGAUCGGAAGAACAAGAAGACAUUCAUGUCCUUUCCUACGCGAAAGGAUGUGGUUGAAAAGGCUCACAAAUAUGGGCUAGCCGGAAGUACGAUUGUCCUAGAAAGCAAUGGCUGCGAAAUCUGUGAGGAUGAAGUGCUUCUCUUUGCUGCUAAAGAAAAGAUACUCCUCAUGCUUCUUGCUGAAUCCGAUGAAUACGUGGUGUUGCCACCGCCGUCGCCCCUUAAUCGAUCCGAACGUGCUGGUAGCUCGGUGGAUCCCAGCUUCUAUGCCAACAAUAGUAUUGUAUCGAAUGCGAAUGACUCGACGGUGUCCAAUGACGAAACCCUAUCCUUGGCCAGCGUUACGCCUUCCAAUGCAAAGAACGCGACGCUGUUCAAAGAAUUCUCAAUACCCUGGAACAAGGUGCCGAGCGAUGUUAUGAAAAUACUAAAAGGAAAGGGCAGCUUGGGCAAGCGACUAAACACGCUGGGCAACGUCCUGGUGGAGGCUCUGCGCGAAAGGUCCACACACAUUCCGAUUAGAGUAUUCAGGCAGGUGGCCCAGCAGGCAGCUGAAAAGUAUCCCGACUCACUGCUCGAAAAGGAUCGUGAAGGUCAGUUCAUUGCCACUACGCCGCAGUCACUGAUCUCGAAGAUGAUCAACCGGAACAAUGCGCUCAAUAGGCCGCAAAAACGUGCCAGUGGCUCUAGCUCCGGGACCUUUGAGAUCCACAUCUCCAGCAAGAAGCGAAAAUCGGGAGUCAACGCCUCCAACGGGGAUGCCAAAACUCAGGCCAUCAACAGGGAUCUUGAGCAAAAGAAGGAGCUAUUGAUCUCCAGCUAUCGCGGCAGCGCGUCCUUGGAGAAAUCAACCAUCGUGGAAUAUAUGAAAGAGUGCUUCCCAUUGCAGCGCGCAUUUUUCAACAAUAGCGAAAAGAUUCCAGAUAUCACAUCCAUAAAGGAUAACUGGCCCUACAUUUUUGACAAGGCAAUUCUCUAUCAACACUUUGAGCUUCUCAUGUCCAUCGAUCCGAAGGUUUUGGAGAAGCGGCUGGCCAGCGAAAAGGAGCGAUUCUUCAAAUUCUUCAAGGGAUCCAAAAACAAGAAAAUUAGCGCUCUGGGAGAGAGCAAUGCGAAUUUGUUGCGCGGUAUAGCAUACCACUUCAACGAGAAUCCCGACUACAUAUUCAAGCAACUGGAGAACGGUCCCUUGUCCAAGGAGGUUUUGCAGAAUAUGAAUCCCACAAAUGCUCCUUGGGUGGCUCUAGUCAAUUCGCCCAGUAAAGCUGAUGGCGUGGAGCCGAAGACCGAAGCCAUGGUCUACAUCGAGGGCCAAAUAAUGGCCACAUUCGCCGCGAAGGAUGGAGACCUGCCGGAUAUCCUGGCGCAGCUUAUCUGCUACUAUUAUACCUUUAACAUGAUGUACCCCAAGGAGGCCAAUCAAACUCUCGAAUUUAUUGUCGUCUAUUUUCUGCAGCAUUCGCCAGAACAAGUACGCUCAGCCAAGAAAUCGGUGACCACCAACAGCAAAUUUAAUCAGCUUAUUGCCAAGCUGGCCAAUGCCAAUGGCUGAGCCUAAAUCUUUAUGAAAAUGGAACUGGAAUCCGAGACACAGUUCGCGCCGCUUCAAUCUCCCCUUGCUGCUGACAUACGAGAGGCCGCAUUCUGUUUAGUUUAUUUAUUUUAUCCGACCUAUUCCACAUGUAUUUGUACCACUAGUUUUAAGAUUUACAUACCGUGUGUAGUAAUAUUGUGUAUACAUUUCUGAUUUAUCACCCGUGAAA
This is a messenger RNA of Drosophila bipectinata, 2147 nucleotides long. RefSeq lists its product as uncharacterized. Lineage: Eukaryota; Metazoa; Arthropoda; Insecta; Diptera; Drosophilidae. The record is from RefSeq and is a predicted model, not a curated record.